Drosophila biarmipes is the source of this 774-nucleotide messenger RNA. It is a transcript of the gene GILT3, whose product is annotated as GILT-like protein 3. NCBI's taxonomy places the organism in Eukaryota, Metazoa, Arthropoda, Insecta, Diptera, Drosophilidae. The transcript has 3 exons. The record is from RefSeq and is a predicted model, not a curated record. The coding region runs from base 61 to 723 and encodes 220 amino acids. Gene Ontology annotation, molecular function: oxidoreductase activity, acting on a sulfur group of donors, disulfide as acceptor.
CGGAAAGAGCAGUUGUGCUUGGCCUGCGAGGCUGCCCAGAGCGGAAAGCGAACGCGGACGAUGACUAAAAUAUUUGGAUUUUGGUGCUCCCUGGGCCUGCUGCUUAUGUGGCCCGCGCCCGGAAGUGCACAAUCGCCGGAGGGUGGACACUCGCCGGCCAACUCCAAGCUCCUGGUGGCCGUCCACUACGAGGCCCUGUGCCCGGACAGCAUGAACUUCAUCCGGCGCCGACUCUACGACACUCUGACCAACAACAACUGGCUGUGCCUCACCGAUCUGAAGCUAUAUCCAUUCGGCAAGGCGGGGUUCUACAACAGUUCCGGUACAACGCAGGUGUACUGCCAGCAUGGUGAAGAGGAGUGCGAGCUGAAUGCCCUGCACGCCUGUGUUCUCGAGACCCUGGACAUUCGAAGCGCCUUCGACCUCAUCCAUUGCAUGCUGCGAUCCUACGCCAACGAGCUGGACAGAUGUUCCAAUAGCUUGGGUGUGGAUGCCAGGAAGAUCUGGGCUUGCAAAAGAUCGCGCUCGAACGCCGAAAUUUUGGCUCCAUACGGCAGGGAAACCCUCAAGCUGGAAAUCUCCUUUGUGCCCAGCAUUGUGUUCGAGAAUAAAUUCGAUCCCUACGGACAGCGUGGCAUUCGCAACAACUUUGAGAGGCACUUUUGCCAAGAGUACAAGAAGAAGUUCAACACCACUGUGGCCCCCUGUUCCAAGAUUUUGUAAUGUAACCCUUUUUUUGUAGUGCCAAGACCAAUAAAUAUUAAAAACACUUCA